AUUUCUGUAUAAAUUGGUGAUGCGGCUGCAGUGGUUCGUCAGUGAAGCAUUUGAUUUGGUCUAAUAAACAGCAGCCGAGUGCAAUCCGAGGAUUUAGCAACACCGAGGAUUACUGUGAGAUAGUGCCAAGUGCUAAAGUGAGUGCUUUGUGAACCGUGUGAAACCGCACCUAGAAUCCAUUACCCAUACGCACCGUUGACCCGUGAUUGCGCAGCCAUGAAAGCCUUUAUCCUAAUGUCCUGUCUGGCGCUGGCCGCCGCUCGUCCUGAAGCGGGCUACAACUACAACCGUCCUGGUGGCGGCGGUGGCUCCGGCGGUGGUGGCGGAGGAUUCGGAGGUGGCUCCAGCGGAGGAUUCGGCGGUGGCUCCAGCGGCGGAUUCGGAGGUGGUUCCAGUGGAGGAUUUGGCGGCGGCGGCAGCUUCGGCGGCGGUAGCGGAGGCGGUGGUGGCUUCAGCAGCGGUGGCGGAGGAGGCGGUGGUUUCGGAGGCGGUGGAUUCGGAGGUGGCUCCGGAGGCGGCGGCUUCGGAGGAGGUGGCAGCAUCGGAGGCUUCGGAGGCGGCGGCGGCGGCGGCGGUGGCACCACCCUGGUGCAGAAGCACAUCUAUGUGCAUGUGCCACCACCAGAGCAGGAGGAGGUGCGCCAGCGCCCUAACCUGCCCGUUGGCCAGUCUCAGAAGCACUACAAGAUCAUCUUCAUCAAGGCCCCGUCGCCACCCUCGUACCAGGCUCCGGUCAUCCCGCUGCAGCCCCAGAACGAGGAGAAGACCCUGGUCUAUGUGCUGGUUAAGAAGCCCGAGGAUCAGCAGGACAUUGUCAUCCCCACGCCCGCACCCACGCAGCCCUCGAAGCCGGAGGUGUACUUCAUCAAGUACAAGACCCAGAAGGAUUCCAGCGGCGGAGGCAUCGGCGGAGGAAUUGGAGGAGGCAUUGGAGGAGGCAUUGGAGGAGGCAUUGGAGGAGGCAUUGGCGGAGGCAUUGGCGGAGUAUCUCCAGCUCAUGGUGGCUUCACCCAGACCAACACUGGAGGUGGCUACACUACUGGCGGUGAUUCUGGCUUCGGUGGCGGCGACAGCGGCUCCAUCUCGGCCCCGUCCAGCAACUACGGACCCCCCGGAAAGUCCGGUCCCUACUAAGAAGGGCGAUCCUCAACCCAUCGAGAACUCAAAAUUGCGAACUUCGAACUCGGCCCAAGCUGCUGACUAGUCCUGUCGUUGACACGCCCCCAAAAACUCUCACUCGAGAACCACAUCAUCCACAUCACAUAACAACUACCCGAAAACACUCACGAUCUUCGACCCUGAACUAUCUCAGACUUACAUAACUCC
This is a messenger RNA of Drosophila suzukii, 1326 nucleotides long. RefSeq names its product TweedleT (gene TwdlT). The record is from RefSeq and is a predicted model, not a curated record. Lineage: Eukaryota; Metazoa; Arthropoda; Insecta; Diptera; Drosophilidae.